AUGAGAGUCAAAACAAGCCCCCCCACCGGCAAUGCCAUUACUUCUCCCGGUCUGAACGAGCAGGUUCCUGAGGGCGCUCCUUACCACAUCAAGUGGGAGCCUACCCUCGGCAAGACCGUUUCCCUGGUCCUCCUGCGCGGUCCCAGCAGCAACGUCGUUCCUCUCCAGACUAUUGUUGAGGACAUCCCCAACUCCGGCGAAUACACCUGGACCCCUCCCUCCAACCUCGAGGUCGACACCACCCACUACGGCAUUCUCCUCGUUGUUGAGGGCACUGGUGCCUACCAGUGGUCUACCCAGUUCGGCAUUGCCAAGGGCGCCAGCUCUGGUCCCAGCACCGUUGUCACCCGUGACCCCCCUCCCGUCUCUGCUGCUCCCUCUCCUUCCUCUGCCGUCUCUUACUCUACUGUCUGGGGCUCAUCUCUGAUCACCACCACCUGGUGCCCGGAGGAGACCAGCUCUGGCGUCGCUCCCGUGACCACUGCCCCCGUCACCACCCCCGCUCCUUGGGUUCCCUCCAGCUCGCUCACUCGCCGCCCUCUGAAGCCCUCCAGCUCUGUUCCUGUGGUUCCUGUGGUCCCCAGCGGCACUGCCACCGCUACCCCUAGCGCUCCUCCAGCCUUCAACGCCGCUGGCCGCACCACCAUGAGCUUCGGCGUUGUCGCUGCUGCUUUCGUUGCGCUGAUGGCUUUCUAA
Molecule: messenger RNA, 696 nt
Organism: Penicillium chermesinum
Lineage: Eukaryota; Fungi; Ascomycota; Eurotiomycetes; Eurotiales; Aspergillaceae
Product: GPI anchored serine-threonine rich protein
Exons: 3
Coding region: 1-696 (231 amino acids)
Source: RefSeq, a predicted model, not a curated record